Solanum tuberosum (potato) is the source of this 1922-nucleotide messenger RNA. Its product is annotated as protein COBRA-like. Lineage: Eukaryota; Viridiplantae; Streptophyta; Magnoliopsida; Solanales; Solanaceae. Bases 161 to 1495 code for a protein of 444 amino acids. The transcript has 6 exons. Gene Ontology annotation, cellular component: plasma membrane. Gene Ontology annotation, biological process: plant-type cell wall cellulose biosynthetic process; cellulose microfibril organization. The record is from RefSeq and is a predicted model, not a curated record.
CUUUAACUUCAAUAAGCCAUGUGAGCUCACUUCCAGCUGCCACUCACCGCCAAGAUUUUUCUCCUCUUUUACUCUCAUUUUCUGUACCAUUUUAGCAGAUCUUGAACAGUCAUUGGCUAAAAAACCCUCAAGAAAAUCUGCAGCAGCUACAGAGGGGUCUAUGGAGUUCUUCAGAUCUACCAUAUUAUUAGUCUUCUUGCUGUCAUGCUUCAGCUUUUCAGCAACAGAUGCCUUCGAUGCACUUGAUCCCAAUGGGAACAUCACAAUUAAAUGGGAUGUCAUCAGCUGGUCACCUGAUGGAUAUGUUGCUGUUGUGACUAUGUUCAACUUCCAACAAUAUAGACAUAUUCAAGCACCUGGUUGGACGUUGGGAUGGACAUGGGCGAAGAAGGAGGUGAUAUGGGGCAUGGUGGGAGCUCAAACAACAGAGCAAGGAGAUUGUUCAAAAUUUAAAGGAAACAUUCCCCAUUGCUGCAAGAGGGAUCCAACCGUCAUCGAUUUACUACCCGGAACUCCUUACAAUCAGCAGAUUGCAAAUUGCUGCAAGGGAGGAGUGAUCAACUCAUGGGGACAAGAUCCUGAAACUGCCGUUAGCUCAUUCCAAGUCAGUGUUGGUUCAGCAGGAACAACGAAUAAAACAGUUAGAGUUCCUAAGAACUUCACCCUUAAGGCACCAGGGCCUGGUUAUACUUGUGGACCCGCUAAAGUUGUUAAACCCACUAAGUUCUUUACUAAUGAUGGGAGACGAGUAACACAAGCCAUGAUGACCUGGAAUAUCACAUGCACAUACUCACAGUUCCUAGCUCAAAAAACUCCUACAUGCUGUGUCUCCCUUUCAUCCUUCUACAAUGACACCAUUGUACCGUGCCCAACAUGCACUUGUGGCUGCCAGAAGAAUGGCACUCAGCAUGGAAAUUGUGUAGAUCAAGACGAACCACACUUAGCUUCAGUUGUUUCAGGCCUUGGAAAAAACAAUUAUGCUCCUUUGGUUCAGUGCACAAGUCAUAUGUGCCCUAUUAGAAUUCACUGGCAUGUGAAACUCAACUACAAGGAGUAUUGGAGGGUGAAGGUCACUAUAACUAACUUCAAUUACAAUAUGAAUUAUACGCAAUGGAACUUAGUUGUCCAGCAUCCCAACUUUGACAACCUCACUCAGUUAUUCAGCUUUCAUUACAAGUCAUUAACUCCUUAUGGAGCAAUAAAUGACACUGCUAUGCUCUGGGGUAUGAAAUUCUACAACGAUCUGCUCAUGCAAGCUGGUCCACUAGGAAAUGUCCAGUCUGAGCUGCUAUUCCGCAAGGAUAUGUCGACUUUCACUUUUGAGAAGGGGUGGGCUUUUCCACACAGAGUUUAUUUCAAUGGUGAUAAUUGUGUCAUGCCACAACCUGACUCAUAUCCAUAUAUGCCAAAUACUGGUACUGUAUGGAAGUUUUCUUCGUUAAAGCUAGUGGUGAUGUUGAUGCUCUCUACGGCAUUCUUCUUUGCAACUGUCUAGAAACCGGAUACACACCAAGUUCCUGUCUCAGUAAGUUAUCUUUGGGUUGAUUCGCUUGCACAGCCGAGGAAAACUGAUUGGAGAGUUAGAUGUCUGAGCAGAGUGAUGCUGACCAUUUUUAUGGAUUCGGGUAUAUGCUUGUUGAAGACGAAUUUUAAUUUCCUCUAUAUGCUGUUUGAAGGGCUAGUGAAAAUGGUGCCAUGAUUUUCAUUCAGCAGUUUGUAUCAAAUGUUUUUCUACUGUGGUAAAGUCAUUUUUGUUAUGUAGAUUUUCUUAAGUUCACAGUUAUAUCAGGGUUGUAUGAGAAUAAAGACUAUUCAGAAACAGAUAGAGUUAAUUAUAUGAUAUUCUUUAGUUCUCUUAUUUUUACACAGUAUCACCAUGUAACCACUUAUUCUAUUUUGUAAAAAAGGUUUCAUUUGUUCAA